This is a messenger RNA of Lodderomyces pseudojiufengensis, 480 nucleotides long. RefSeq names its product Vma22p (gene VMA22). The coding region runs from base 1 to 480 and encodes 159 amino acids. The record is from RefSeq and is a predicted model, not a curated record. The transcript has a single exon. Gene Ontology annotation, cellular component: Vma12-Vma22 assembly complex; extrinsic component of endoplasmic reticulum membrane. NCBI's taxonomy places the organism in Eukaryota, Fungi, Ascomycota, Pichiomycetes, Serinales, Debaryomycetaceae. Gene Ontology annotation, biological process: vacuolar proton-transporting V-type ATPase complex assembly.
AUGAAUAAUGAACAAGAUAUAAAAACAAUAAAAUUACUAAACUUAUUAAAUGAAUAUCAAGAAUUAACAAAUUUACAUAGAUCUUCAUUUAUAAAUGGAUUUUUAAAUUUAAGUAGAGCAAAUUUUCAAAGUGAAACUUUAAAAUUUAAUAAAGAUAGUUGGGAUUUAAGAAUUAAAAAUUCAAAUAAAAUUAUUAAAAUUGAUGAUGAAUUAGAAUUAAUGGAUAAUUUGAAAGCAAUUGAUUCAGAAGAUGUGGAAAAAGAAACAGAGAUAAAAAAUAGAAAAAUCAAAUCAAGAAACACUGCAGCUUUGAAUUCUGAAAAAUCAAUACUAAAGGAUCCCAUAUUACAGUUUGGGGCAUUAGUGCCGAAAGAACUCAAACUAAGUCAAGAUAACUUUAAUGAAGGGUUACGAUUAAGUGUUAAACUUAUCAAUUUACGGCGUGAAAUAGAACUUUUAACAAAAGAACUAGAUGAAUAA